Papilio machaon (common yellow swallowtail) is the source of this 3004-nucleotide messenger RNA. RefSeq names its product glutamate receptor ionotropic, kainate 2-like. The coding region runs from base 94 to 2886 and encodes 930 amino acids. Gene Ontology annotation, molecular function: glutamate-gated receptor activity; transmitter-gated monoatomic ion channel activity involved in regulation of postsynaptic membrane potential. Gene Ontology annotation, cellular component: plasma membrane; postsynaptic membrane. NCBI's taxonomy places the organism in Eukaryota, Metazoa, Arthropoda, Insecta, Lepidoptera, Papilionidae. The transcript has 16 exons. Gene Ontology annotation, biological process: monoatomic ion transport; modulation of chemical synaptic transmission; synaptic transmission, glutamatergic. The record is from RefSeq and is a predicted model, not a curated record.
UUGCGGUAAAAUUCAAUGUUUACUAAUCUAAAGUAAGAAACAAAUGAAGACGUGCAUUGUUUUUGUGAAUAUUAAAUAGUAUUGUAAAUAAACAUGUGUUGGCUUAUUUUGUUUUUGUACCUAAUAAGUCAAAAGUGCAGUGCGCAGAGCAGAAGCGAUGCAACAUAUCAAAUAGCGGGUAUAUUCGAAGAAGAAGCUAUCACUCAAAGGCUAGCAUUCGACGAUAGUAUGAAAGAUGCAAGCUUAGAUGAUUACAGACUGGAACCAAUUAUUAUACCGCGUUCUAGACCGGAUAUUUAUACAACAUGGCGCGACGUAUGUUCAAACAAAAUGAUGCAACCAAUAGCUAUAGUUGGACCACAAAGUCCAUUUAAAAAUACAGCAGUACUUGAUCAGUGCUUUAUUUCUAAAAUCCCAUAUUUACAAGCUACCUGGCAGCCUCCAGAGAUCGAAUAUAUAUUUGAAAAUGAUUCAACAAUAGUCGAUAACAGCACCGAAACUGAAAUGCAUGAAGAUGCAGUCGAAUAUAAAAAAAAUAUCAUUAAUUUCUAUCCUGACAGUGAUGAAAUUUCUACAGCGCAUGCGGCAUUGUUAAAAUAUUACAAAUGGGAAAAUUUCGCUGCACUUUAUGAAGAUGAAUAUGGGUUAAUACGUAUACAGAAAAUUUUAGCAGAAUACACAGACCAGUAUCCAGUGACAAUAAGAAAACUCGAACCCGAUGGUGAUAAUUAUAAAGUUUUCAAAGAGUUGCAAAACAGCCAAGAAACUCGAUUCUUUAUUGAUUGUCACGUGGAUAAUGUUCUUAAGUACAUGGAUAUUAUAAACAUGUUAAAUUUAGAUGAUUUUUAUCAGCAUUAUAUUUUCGCUUCACUGGACACUUCGAUCGUGGCUCACAAGCUCACUGACUACCGAUGUAACAUCACUUGGCUUAGUAUCACAGAUUAUGACAAGUUAAUAGACGCACAGCACUUUUUAGCACAGAGAGUUGAACGAUGGGCUAUCAACACAGUGUCACCUCCUGUCACUGACAUGCCGAUAGAGGCGUUGCUUAUAAAUGACGUAGCAAAUCAUGUUGUUAAGGCUCUUAAAACUGUAGAAAAAACAACAUCUAUCCAAAAACCUCCAACAUUCUCCUGCGAUUCUGAAGAUAUAUGGGAGCAUGGUGGUUUGAUGCAACAGGAAAUUUUAAAGACGAAAACAACCGGAGUUUCUGGAAACAUUGAGUUUAAUGAAAUGGGUAAAAGAACAAAUUAUCUUCUACACGUCAACGAAAUAUAUCUAAGAAAAAGACAAACAAUAGGUAAUUGGGAGUCCUCUUCGGGAGAAAAUAUAAUAGAGGACCGGCCGGAUGCCGAUAACAUUGUUAAUCAGCAAACUAGAAAACAUUUCUACGUAAUAUCUCGUAAAGCUAAGCCUUACUUUUAUGAAAAAGAAAAAUGCACAACACUUGAAUGUGAAGAAGAAGACGACGGUGAAAGAUACGAAGGUUUCUCAGUUGACCUCGUUAAGCAAAUCUUUGAAACACUAAAGAAAGAAAAUUUUAACUAUACGUAUUCAUUUAAAUAUGAUACAGAUUAUAUUUAUGGUCAAUAUGAUAAAGAAAAAAAGAAAUGGAAUGGCUUAAUUGGAGAUUUGUUGGAUAAGAAAGCUGAUUUAGCGGUUUGUGAUUUGACAAUAACAGAAGAAAGGAAGAAAGUCGUCGACUUCUCUGUACCUUUCAUGAGUUUGGGAAUAAGUAUUUUGUACGUUCAAGAGAAGAAAGUGGACCCAGGAAUGUUUUCAUUUCUAAAUCCUUAUACAUUUGAAGUCUGGAUGUAUAUAGCGACAGCAUAUUGCGUUGUCUCUAUCGUUCUAUUUGUUUGUUCGAGAAUAUCACCAGCUGAUUGGGAAAAUCCGCAACCGUGUGAUAAAGAUCCUGAGGAAUUGGAAAACAUUUGGAAUUUCAAAAAUUGCGCUUGGCUCACAAUGGGCUCUAUAAUGACGCAAGGAUGUGAUAUUUUACCUAAAGCUAUAGGCACAAGAUGGGUUUGUUCAAUGUGGUGGUUCUUCGCAGUGAUAGUUUGUCAGACAUAUAUUGCUCAACUAUCAGCCUCUAUGACAUCUGCGUUAGAGAACGAACCAAUUAAUAGCGUCGAAGAUUUGGCAACUCAAAACAAAAUCCUCUAUGGUGCUAUAGAUGGUGGAUCUACAUUGGGAUUUUUCAAGAAUUCAAAAGACAAGAUGUAUCAAAGGAUGUACGAGAACAUGAACGCAAAUAAAGUAGUUUUAGUAAAUAAUAAUGACGAAGGAGAAAAGAGAGUAAUCAAUGGCAAAGGGAAAUAUGCUUUCUUUAUGGAAUCUGUAACUAUCGAAUAUAAAUUAAGACGAAAUUGUGAAUUAAAGAAAGUGGGUGGUGAAUUAGAUUCUAAAGAUUAUGGUAUAGCUAUGCCUGCAAAUUCGCCUUUUAGAACAGAUAUUAAUAGAGCUAUUCUAAAGUUAAAGGAAUCCAAUGCUUUAGAUAAAAUUAAAAGAAAAUGGUGGGAAAAUAAGUAUGGUGCUAAAUCAUGUAACCAAGAGGAAGAUAAGAAUGAUGUAGAGGGAGAUUUGGAGAUAAAAAAUUUGAUUGGAGCGUUCCUCGUACUAAUCGGCGGACUUGUCUUAGCGUUGUUUAUAACGGCAGCAGAAUUUAUGAACGAAGUCAGAAAUAUCGUUGUUCGUGAAAGGGUGACACACAAGGAAGUAUUCAUCAAAGAACUUAAAGCUUCAUUGAAUUUCUUCCAACUGCAGAAGCCCGUGCUGCGUAACCCCAGCCGCGCGCCCUCUGCUGCCUCCUCUUUGCAGACCGUAAACAAAGAACGUGCUAAUGGCAUCGACAACUUUCUUGAUCUCGAAAGAGAACCUCGCUAGACUUACAACCUACUUGUUCACAAAAUAUUCCAAAAACAUUUCGACAUUAAAAUUUUCGUAAUAUUUUGAUUUUGAUAAUAUAUAAAAGAAGUCACAUAUUAAUGCAAACACUAAAUAA